UAUUUUAAAAAUCUUGAUUGAAACCAAUGGAUUUUUAUAGUGGUUUAAAUCAGACCAGUUCUCAAGUUACUGAAGCUUGUUUAUUUUCAAUUUGGAAAAUGUUCUUAAUUUUUUGUUAGAUGGUACAAGUCUGCAUUGCAGCAUUCCAUUUGGGAAAUACUAUAAUCUCAAAGCAGUUCUAUUUCUCAGCAGGUCAGCAUAGCUAAAUUAUUUUUGGUAGGUUUCACUUCUUCUUUUGAAACUUGCCUGUUAGAGCCUUUGGCAAUUUACCUAUUGUGGAGUGGCUCUUGUUCUUAUAUAUUUAAGUGAAUAUCUUUUUAUAUCUCAUAUAUCAGAUUUUUAUCAGGGAAAUUAAAAUCUUUUUUUCCCUCAGACUCAGUUUCCUUUCCUUUAUGAAUGCACUGAUUUUGCUUUUACAAGAACUUUUCAAUUUUGUAUAGUCAACUUGGACAUUUUAUAUUCUAUGAUCAACACUCUUCCUUUCCUCCCUGUGAAAGUUAUUUCUUUACUUCUCUUGUGGAAGUUUCCUUCUAUGACCUAAAAGUUGAGUUUGGAAGCCCCAGCUGUUCAUACAUUAAGUAGUCAGUAAGCCACAGUUUUUUCUCUUUUCCUCUAUGCUACAACUUUGCCCAUACCAUUUUUGCCUUGGGCUGAUGGUCUCCCAUCUAGUCUUUUAUCCUUAACUUUCUCAUGUGUAGGUAUGAGCACCACCUGAGCCUGGGGUAGAUGUAAGUAAUUAUGUGUCAGCUGUGGCAAGUUAGUUAAGUAGAUAUCAUGGUAAGGAUUGCUGUAGGCUUUGAACCAAAACACAGUAUAAAGAGUGAUCCAACAAAAACAGAAUUCACUAUAGUGGCAGUGAGUUGGGUUUAGUAGUUGUCCACCUAUUGAAUUUAUAAGAUGGAUGGCUAUUGCUUGGAAUGCAUUUUAUGAUUCCAAAGCUUUUUUUCUUUAAAGUUGUUGACCCUUUAACUACUGAAUUGCCCUCCUGCUUAUUCCCAGUAUCAGAGCUUCAGAAGGACAAGAUAAAUUGUUGAUUUAAUCACCCAAUAAAGAAGCAUUAAAAAAAUAAAAGCCAGAUACUCUGUUGUGCUUUAGGCUACAAAGCCGGAAAUGAGUCCCUGCUGUGAGUGAGCUUACAUUCUCUCAGAAGAGAAAACAUGGACAUAUGUGGAAAAAAUACAGAAUAAAAAUGAGAUAGUUUAGGAAGUGACAGCAUCAGAAGUUAGGGAGAUUAGGGAAGGCUGAUGCCUUAAAGGAAGUAAGGGAUGCUGCUACAGGGUGAAAUGAGGACAGAGUACUUUGAGACUGUGAAUCUUAAAAUUUCUCAGACUUGUGAAUCUUAAAAAUUCUCAGACUCUACCUUAGAACAUUUGGUUAGGACCAUUCCCCAUUUUAAAACAAUGAAGGGACUUUGGUCAGGAAUAUACUCCACCCAUACUUAGGCAUACUUUAGGGGAAGAUAAAGUUGUAAAACUCCUGAUUGAACAAUGAAAAGUCCCCAACCCAUAUUUAAAGUGAAGCAAGAACCAUUAAGCUAGGUUUAUUUUUAGAUCUAAUACAAAGGGGUGGUGCUAAGAACUAUGAAGAUCAAAUUAAUCAGGCAACUUGCAAAGGACAAGAUUAGUCUACUCAGGUGUAAAUUACUUAAAAGUUUUAGUCUAUUCAGGUGUGAAUUAAGAAUUUAGGUCAGUCCUUUGGAAAACAUCUACUGUGAUUGGUAGACGUAGAAAUUUAGGGGAGGUGACAUAGGAGAAAUUUUUCUUUAAAAGGAGGGAGCUGGAAGGCUCUGAAAAAAGGUUAAUUCAGCUUUGGUAGCUGAGUUGGAGCUUGGACUAGUUGGAGUAGCUGGGUCUCUCUGAACACUAGAAUCUUGCUUGGGACAAAUCUUGUGGUUUUGGUGCCUCUAAUUCUGCUACAGCAAAUGCUGAUGGAAUUGACAAGACGAGGGCAGGAGCCUCUUAGUGCAUUGAUACAGUUUGGUGUGACAUAUCUGGAGGACUAUGCUGCAAAUCAUAUAAUCCAACAAGGAGGAUGGGGCACUAUCUUUAACCUGGAGUCCGAAGAGGAGGACCCUGGAAUGAUUGCAGAGGACAGCAAUGACAUCUACAUCCUCACCAGCGACAAUUCUACGCAGGUCACUCCUCCCGAGUCUCCGAUGGUGAGCUCCUCGUGGCAGUCAGAAAGCUUGCCCGUCUCUCUUUCAGCGAGCCAGAGCUGGCAUACCGAGAACCUGCCCGUGUCUUUGGGGCCCGAGUCCUGGCAGCAGAUCGCCAUGGAUCCCGAAGAGGUGAAGAGUUUGGAUAGUAAUGGUGGCGGGGAAGAGAGAAGUGAGAACAACUCUUCCAAUUCUGACAUCGUGCACGUGGAGAAAGAGGAAAUACCAGAGGGAAUCGAAGGGGCCGCUGCGGCUGGGCCACUGCAGGUUCCCGAGCACUUCCCGGAUGCCCCCGCCCCCUUGCUCCCAGACAUCACUGCCACUUCCUUGGGACGGGCCCCAGACACUGUUGCCCUGGAGAAAACCAGCCCUGCCACAUUGUCCUUUGUAGAACUUGAGGAAGAGGAGCUCCGAGCAGCAAAGGAGAAGCCCAGUCAGCCCCUGCUGAAACCAACCCCCAAAGCUGAUGAAGCGCUUCCUCCCCCAGAGCUGAAGAAAAUACUGCCUCAGGAAGGAGAGAUAACAAUAAGGAAGGAGGGUCUCUCUGAAGACCUCUCCCCAGCCGGGGAAGAGAAGCAUCUUCUGCUGCCAGAGGGCAAGUCCAUCUUGCUGUAUGGCGGCGCUGCUGCGGUCGCCAUGUUGGCAGUGGCGGUUGGCGUGGCUCUGGCACUGAGAAAGAAAUAGCGGAUUAUCCAAAGGGAAGGAAAGCACAAGGAUGACUUGGAGAGACAUUACUAACGCAAAAGUCCGCAGGCAUGUGUUCAUCCUGUGGAUUCAGACACUGGAAGCAUGAGAGAGAAGGGUUAACUUAGUGGAAUCGGUUGGAAAUUCCUGGGAGGGAAAGAAUUAGUGGCAGACGGCUCGAGCAACUGACCUGUCUGUCAUUUCCCCCCUGGAAUUUCUGGUUUUCUUAAGGUCCUGUCUGUGGUCGCCGCCACAGCAGCCCUCCCUUCUCCUUCCCCUCCUCUCUGUCCUGUGGUGUGGGGGAGCUCCCUGGUGUUUUAGCUGCCUCUCAGGUUCUGCACUGCUCCUUUCCAUCCCCGAGUUUCUUCUCAGUCCCCAUGGGAGAGUGCUUGCUCUAUACCUCUGCUCUUACCAGGCAAGUCCCCAAAGCUUUCUACAGCUCUGCCUUGUCAAGAUGCUGCCUUUAGAACUCUGAAAACUCCCCCAGACCAGAGACAACCCAGGCUUUCUUAAGCAGGCCGAGCACAGGGCAAGUCACUACCCAUCCGAAGGAGGAGUUUGUCUCUCUUGGAGGCCGAAGGGCAGACCAGGUGACCUGCCGCGGUCCCUUUUUAGGAUCAUCCUUUUCACUUUUCCUCCUUUCCCUCAGGGGCAGGAUCACUUGUCUGGGACAUUUGCUGAUUGUCCAGCCCCUGGCAGGUCACAAUCCAGUGGGACAUUCCCAUUGUUUAUGGAGCCAGCUGACAACUGUCGUUAAGUACAGAAAGUCAUCCAAAUCUGUUGAAGUCAAGCCAAGAACCUGGGGGACCUCUAAAGUGAAAGACUAAGGCCUACUCUGAGGUGUUAGUUAGGCCUGGUCCUUCCAGGAUGGGGUCGCUUUCGUCUUGGUUUCUUCAUGCUUCUUGCUACAAAGUACAGUGAUAAACCAAAAGGUCAUCAAAGCAAUGGAUCCCAGCCAGUAUAGUUUCCAUUCUACAUAAUCUCUCUCCCAUCUCUUUGGCAGUUUUAAAUUCCUUCCCCAAAAGAGGGGUAGAAUAAUGUCAUUUUAUGCUUUUAAGGUCACAGUGUCAUUAUGGAGGUGGCACAUGCCUAAUACAGAAAGCUAUCUCACACUCAUCAGAAAAUGUAAAUUACUUUUUUUGAUCGUGUAAUUUGUAAUAAAAUUACUUUAAAAAACAUCUACCUAAACGGAUCACAUAAACCUUUGUGUUUUAUGUGUACUUUGUUUUUGCAUUUUUUUUUUCACUUAAAAAAAUUCUUUCUGGAGCAAUACUAUUUCUUAGUUGGCCAAGAAAAUAACUAAAAAUGUGUUUGUUUAGCUUCUGUAGUUCUAUAGACACAUUGUAUGUCGCCAUUUCUGAGGUUUGCUGUAGGAAAUUGCUAAGGGUUUUGUGUUCUCUGGGUUUUAGUGUAGCUCAAGCAAUAGCUAGAAUCAGCACAAUUUCAAAUUAAUUAAAAACCAGAAAACUCCUUGAAUGCUGUUCUUUUGAGAUAAUGGCAGUCAGAUUUAGUUUGUAUGCAUUUUAAUUUUUGCAUCUUGAGUUUGUCUUUUUAUUCAUAUAUCACUGGUGACUAAAAUAAGAAUGAAGAGAACUGGUUAGUUUAUCUUUUUAAAAUAAUAAAAUAAAAUUCUCUAUGGUCAUAUUUUCAAAUCCUGGGCUUCAGCAGGUGCUGAAUACAUUAAAAAAGCACUAAUAAAGGCAAGACCAGGUUUUUUAGUUGUUAAUUAGUGGAAUUUUGACUCUGUGUGUGUGUGUUGGCUUGCUUGCUUUUUCCCUUGAAGAAAAGGAUAAGAAAAGAGAGGGGACUAACCUACGUAGUGAUUGUUUUAGCUCAAAUAGGAUGAGUUUAUGUUGGCUUUUCCUUCUGUUGAACUCAACCUAUUUUUUGCCAAAUCUGCUGUAUAAGUUAAGUAGCAGUUUCUUUCCCUCCCCUUAGCUUUCGAAGACUGUUUUUUGGUUCUUGGGUCGUGUGCAUUGUCUACAUUGCCUUUCUAACUCCCUAAGAAGUCAAAAUUAAAGUGAAGAUUCAAGACAGAUUUCAUUUGUUUCUGGAAAUCACCUUUUUAAUCUUCAGACAUCUCCUCUUGUUUGCUUGUGUAGAAAAAAGGGUGCUUCCAUUCUUUGGAAUACUGAAGAAUACAUUUUUUUUUAUUCUGUUUUCUAUUGCAUGGUUUGAAUGGGGUAUUUAUCUCCUUAACAGCUUAUUUUAACACUUAGCAAAGAGCCAGGCCGCAAAUCUAGAAAUAAGAAUUUGAUCCUUGUUUCUAUGUUAAGGUAAAUUAACAUUUUCUUCCCCAGAGCCUUCCCCCUGCCAUAAUGCAGGGUAUUCUGUGGGUGCUAAAUUAAUUGUAGUUGAUAACUAGGAAAAGAGACACUUCUGGGGGAAAGGUGCAAGUGUUAAUCAUUUCUUUUACACAAUUUUCACCCUGAGGCAUCUUUGAACCUUAGGUAUCUUCCCUGCACCCUUUAUUUUUAACACAAUCCUGGAAAGUUCAGACACUGACUGCUAUAGAUUUGGGUGUUUUUUUUUUCUUCUUCUUGUUGAUAGAGAAAUAAUCAAUGGACAUAGUCAGCAGCCUUGGUACGGGUGUAGUCUGUGUUCUACUGCUGACUUACUGUAUAAUUUCACUGGUUGAUGCUAUAAUUUCCUCUUUAGUGAAGUAAACUUAAUAGUUGAUUCUUGUCUAUUUUCUGAAGGUGAUUAUGAAGUAACAUAAUACCUUAAGAAAUUUCUAGCAUUUUUGGUCAGAAAUUCUCCAAAAGGAAAGGGAUUAUUGAUAGAUUAUCUUUCCCUUGUUUCAUUCUGCGAUAGCCACCCUCAUGAGUUUUUUCUCUUAGUCACCAUGUAAGAAUCUACAAAGAACUUGAAUUGAUGAUGACAACUAUAAACUCUGAGACCCCAAAAGGGUGGCCUGUGGAGUUGAGCACUCUUUUACUAGAGAAACUAUUUGUUUGCAGCUUAUGAUUUUUGUGAAACAUUUAAACUUUGCGGGUAUUUUCCCUUUACAUAAUUGUCAUUAGGAAAAUAUUCUCUCCUUUCCCUUGGAGUAUCAUGUGAAAUUCUUCCCCUCCCUGCCAAUCUUCACUGAGAAAGUUGAUCUCUGAUGUGAUUGACCUAAAUUUAGGAUAUACUUAUUUCCAGGUGAGAAUUUUAUACAAGGUUGUGAGCAUGUCCAUGUUCAUGACUAAAUUAACACUGGCCCGGAGUUAAUGAGGGAGGCUGUGAAGCUUUUUUUUCUCCACAGUUAUUCAAGAUUUUGGUUAUCUCCAUCAAAAACCUCAUAGGAUCAAGGACUUCUCUUAGAAAUGAAGCAGUAGAAAACAUUAGGGGGUGAUACAUUUUUGUUUGGCUUUUAAAGGAACUGCUCUGAAAUUUUGUGUAUUAUCAGGGAGAGAGUUUUCAUCUUUCAAAUAAAGGUCCUGGUCUAGAUGAUCGCUGACAUCCCUUCUAGCUCUGACCUCUUCGAUCUUAUGGUGGAGUUUAUUAAAUCCUGGGAGAAACAUCAGGAGAUCAUUUAAAAUUUGCUAGUGUAGGAAAGUAGUGUACCCAUCUUUCAUUAGUUUUAUAAGUUAGAAAAAUAGUUCUCACCACUACCCAUCUUUUUAUUAGUUAUUAGAAAAAUAAUGACCUUAAAUUUUAAGUGUUUUUAUAUGUAUUUUAGGAGCUUACAGUUUUGGGGAGUAGGGAUCAUGCCAUCAUUCUCGCACCUUUCUUUGAACUCACUGUUCUCUCCUUUUUGUUUUUUUUCUUCCACAAUUCACAAGUCAACUGAGGGAACCUGUCACCACUUCUUAGCCCAAGUGGAGUCAGUGCCUGCUGUCACAUAAGUAACUUAGUUUUUUAAUUUCCAUCUUAACUCAGUCAAGAAAGUUGGGUUAGGUAUAUGUUGGGCCAGUGUCUGACAUUUGUCAGAACUUUGAUUCAGUGUUGAUUCUCUUGCACAAACCUGGGAGGAUGACCUAUUGCCAGGUAACCUGGGACUAUAGUAAGAUAAAAGGAUGAAUCAUGGCUAAAGGGUGAAUACCUAUUUUGAGAAGCCAAAACUUAUUACCUUUUGAUGUCACUCAUUAAAGAGAAAUAUGUAGGUUGGUAGGCUUUUUCAUAAGGGGCUUCCAUUCCUGCCUCUCCUUAUCUGAACCAGAAGAGCCAGCCCACUCCAUGAGGCUUCAAAGCAGUGAAAUGCAGCUCCUCUCACUCCUUUUUCUGACUAUUGGGUGAUUCUAGCCUAGACGGAGAUGGCUGUUGUCAGUAACUGGAAAUCGCUGGACCCUUAUGUUUACACUACAUAUAGCCACAGUCCUGUGGCUUCUUAAUAUGUAGAGCUCAGGUUGAAAUUAUGCUCAGGGACGUCUGCUAGGCAUUGCAGUAGACCAGAAAAUGGAGAAGGCUUACAGCUGCUUUUUUUCCCCUUGUUUCACUAUAGCAGAGAGGAUCAUUCGUGAUGACCACUUAUCAUUUAUAAACUCCCUCUGUAUUGCUGGGAAGAGGGAGAGCUAACUAAAAACUUUUCUGUUUAGAGUAAAAUUGUUCAUAUUUAAGGUAUCUGGCUUCUUCCUUCCCUUGGGGCAAGGAGGAAAAUGAGCAUGUCAUUUUGUGAACUAAUAGAAUUGUUCCUGGUACCUUCUAGUAGAAGCAAUGAGCUUUGAAGGGAAUUUUUUGAUCAGUUCUUUCUAGAUCUGUGUUUUGUUGCUCUUGUCUAUUUUUUUUUCCUCUUUCUUCCUUCAGAUUAAGUGCCUCACUUCCUGUCUAACCAGUUUCCCAACUGGUUUUGUCUUCAUUAUGUUCUCAUCUCAGACACUAGAAUUCAAUGAGAAUUUAGUGAGUAUGAAAUCUCACAAUCUUGCUUGUUCUUUUCCUAUUUAUACCACAGUCUGCAUUCACAUUAUUCCAGCAUCCAGUUUAUCUACUUUAUACAUGGUUCUUUAUUUUUCUUCUUCUUUCCUGUUGCUUGUCUUUUGGCCAUUUCUCCCCUUGCUAUGUAAAGGGGUCAAAAACCAGAAACAAAAAAUCAGUUGGUUUCAUUUAUUAACAAAGGAUUUGUGGGCGGGCAGUUUAGGACUAAUGACCAACUGAAGCGUUAGGGACAUCUCUCAGUUUCUAUGACCCAUAGAGAAUUUGCGGCACUAGACCCCAGUCAGUACAAAGAUCUCUAAAUUGGCCAUCCCCCAAAGCCAGACUCUGGGAAGGGCUCUUGUACCUGAACACCCCUUAGCAACUGAGAUGGCAGGUUGGAAAGAUUUGUGAUUCCAAAUCCAUCAUCUGGCAUCCAGAAGCCCGAUGUCUUUGGAGGAAAGAGCUUUUUACCUUUUUCACUAGAGACAAAUGAAAAGCUAUUCUCUGAAUUUGAUAAGCCAACCUUCACUUGUCUACAUUUGGAUCAUUGAUGGCCAAUUAAAAAUCCUCCAGCUCAUCUGAGUGAAGUGCUGCUAUCUGGUGUGAACUCAUCUCGAAAACUGAUUUUGAUGCUUUUAUAAUGGUAGUCGGGAACAAGACUAAUGACUGUUACAGGCUCACUAUGUUGCAUUAGAUUUUUAAAAUUAUUUAUCUAUUUUAUAGUUCUAUUUAUGUCUGUGUAAUCAUUGUAUUUGGUGGUUGAAUCCUCACUUAACUGAAACAAAACAUCUUGGGAAACGAGAUCUAUUGUAAAAGUUAUUUGAAUCAAUUUCUAUUUUGAAUUAUUUAAAAUCACCACCCAUGACUAUCACUGGCAGUUUAUGGUUGACAACUUAUAUUUUAAUCUUUUUUUCUCUGAAAAUUUCUUUACCAUUUCCCCAAUUGAAGAACUUUAUUGUAUGACUACAUAAUGCAUAGAAAAUGAACAAAGCAAAUGUGAACAGCCUGAGUCCCUCAUCUUGACAUAUACUGAUUUAUUUUCAUCAAUAAAUUACUUUUUCCUGGGUCUAGUGUUUAAAACCCAAGAAGCAGUUCUCAGUUCAACGUUCUGUGUCUUUUCAAUCUGGUGACACUAUUCAUUUUAGGGAGCUCUAUUCACUUUGGGAUCUGUUUGCUCAACCAGGGCUGAAGAUGGGAACUUCUAUUUUUUCUGUAACAUUCUAGCUCUUCAACUUCAUUUGAGCCCUGAAGAUGACCUCCAUUGCCUUAAAUUCUUGAACCUCCUAUUCCUAUGAGGGUUCCUAAUGGGAUUUGCGAGCUCUUGAGAUGCUCUUCUGACAAUCACAUGUAGCAGCCCCAAUGGAUGGAUAAGGGAACGGGGUCCGGAGAGUGCUAGCCCGAGCUUGCCCUUGUGGGUCUUUUCUCGGCACAAGUUCUGUUACUAGACUUUGCAGGUAACUCUCCGGCUUGCUUGGUUUCCAACCACUUGUUUUAGCGACAACCUAUUCCACGUCCUCCGUAAGCUGUUAGACUGGAGCUUAUUCCUUUUAAAUAUCGUUUAAUGUUGUGGUAGACAAAAAGGAAAAAAAGGAUUCCCCGUGUGGAUCAGUGAUCUCAAAGCGCACGUGUGGGCUUGGAUGGAAGCGCACUUCGUGUCCCUUUCACAAUGAAUGAGAAGCCCACCAGCUUUUCCGGGCUGCCCACUCCGAAAGGCUUCCUUUGGCCCGCUGGGGCCCCCUAGACCAGGCGGAGGUGUGUGAGCACUAAUGCAGACGCGGCCACUCUGUCUCCCCUUCGAAGAGCCCUCGUCCUCCCUACCCUCAGCAGCCGCGGGGCUAUUUUUCCCUCUCUCUGCAGCCUCGUUUGGCGUCGGGGAUUAGGAAGGAAGGGGCAGAUGGCCCGCAGCUCUCUCUGUCUCCGGCCACUCUAGCCCCCGGGGAUAAGCAAAGAGGGGGGCGAUCACGUGUCUCAAAGCGCGCCGACCCGGGGGACAACCUUUUCCUGGUCACCAAGUGAAAACGGAAAUAACCUCCUUACCCGUCAUCACCCGUUCUCACUAUGUCCUAGUUGGAGUUGGGUGUUACGGCCGAUCCGUGGUUUGAGAGUGAGGUUUGAAAUUUCAAAGCCAUUCGUGCCAUGGGUUUGUUUUUUUUAAACUGGAAGAAUAUUUACUUUUUUCAGUGUUAAGACAUUUUCUGUCUAGUGAAUUAUACUUAGCUUCUACAGGGUAUGUGCAUCUUUCCCCUCCCCUCCCCUUUAGAGGGAGUACUGCUUGCUGUAAGACCAUACUGAAGGUUGCACUUUAAUAAACAAUAAAAUUCUUUUUUAAA
Messenger RNA from Monodelphis domestica (gray short-tailed opossum), 10005 nucleotides. NCBI's taxonomy places the organism in Eukaryota, Metazoa, Chordata, Mammalia, Didelphimorphia, Didelphidae. The record is from RefSeq and is a predicted model, not a curated record.